Messenger RNA from Dalotia coriaria, 5794 nucleotides. It is a transcript of the gene Ca-beta, whose product is annotated as Calcium channel protein beta subunit. The coding region runs from base 1290 to 2852 and encodes 520 amino acids. Gene Ontology annotation, molecular function: protein binding; voltage-gated calcium channel activity. Lineage: Eukaryota; Metazoa; Arthropoda; Insecta; Coleoptera; Staphylinidae. Gene Ontology annotation, cellular component: voltage-gated calcium channel complex. The transcript has 9 exons. Gene Ontology annotation, biological process: calcium ion transmembrane transport. The record is from RefSeq and is a predicted model, not a curated record.
GGAACUUUAUGUAUGUCAAGUUAAUGGUACUGCGGCAAGCGGUGAGAAAAUUGCUAAAAGCCAAAGAAACUUUGCAACUCAUUGCAUGUCCUGCAAACUCGUGCUGCUUUAUACAUUUAAGUCGUCACGUCGCAGCCAUAUUUUGUGGCGUUAUUUGCCCGCAUUCAAAAGUGCGUUAUGCGGGUAUUACUUUCGCAUCAAUUUCAUAUGUUCCACAAAUUCUACAAAAACGUUGAAGUUUUUGAUAUGUUCCAUGCAACGUUUUAAGAUUUUGAAUAUCCCGCUCAAUCGCACUAACCAAUUCGCAGGCAUUAAACGAGUGAAAACAGAGUGCAACAGAAAAUGAUAUGCGCGUUGGAAAAACGAAGUUGGGCACCCGGCGUCGAGUUCCAUUUAAAUCGAUACGCACGCCUGCGCUUUUCACCGGAAACCCCACCUACUAGUACACUCAACGCGGCAGAACGGUAUUGCCACAAGGCGCAUAAAGCGAAUAUACGGAAAAGAGCGAGGAAAAUGACGCCGGCGAUUGUACCGCAGUCGUCCGCCUGGCGGCGAUUUUCCACAUUACACUCGCACGCUCCCACCGAGUUGUGUUCAAGCACAAAAACAACACGCUAGUCGACAUUGCCGUCGAUGCCAAUGAGAAAAGCCAUCAGCAACGAGCGUGUAGUUUAAGACUAGUAAAUCCAAUAAUAGUAGCCUGCACAGUUGCAUUUUUGGAUAUUUUUGCGAGAGCCGCCGAAGUUUUUCAUAAACAGCGCACCAAGUGCAAGAAAAUAAAUAGUUUUUUGAUCGUGUGGUGUCUACCAGUCGCGUACCAAAACGAGUAAUUAACGCAUUCGGAGUUUUGUGAGUAGUGUGUUUACAAAAGAAGCGCAGUUUCUGAACUAAAUAAAACGUCAUGUAGCAUUGCAUUUUGUCUUAUUGACCGAUGGAUAACAAGUAGUUGCAACCCCACGCACCAAGUAGCAUAACGAGCAUAAUAUUCAUUCUUCUCGACCAUACUUGUCAUGCGAAUAUCCUUCAGAACCGGAAAACACCAAUAGAACUUCUAAACAUUUACAACACUCGGAACUGAAUGUAUAGCCAAAUCGUAUUGAAGAACGUGCCUCAAAACCAUAAUUAAAGCUGCCUUUGUACACACGUCUCACGUUUUCUAAAACGAUCGCAUUUUGCAUACAAUCGAAGCCGAAUUUUGCACUAUCGUGAAUAAGUAAGUGGUGCUAAUUAUCGAAACAUAUAAAAGAGGAAACACGAAGCGAAGUCAUCUAUUUAGAUUAUGUCGCAAUAUGAUAUCCUACAACAAUUUCAACAAUCAGGGAUACAAUAAGCUCUUUACUCAGGGCUCAGCUGAUUCUAACUACUCACAGCCUUCAUCGGACCUGUCGCUGGACGAGGAAAAAGAGAACCUUCGCCGGGAGAAGGAGCGUCAAGCACUUAGUCAGCUUGAGAAGGCGCGAACGAAGCCGGUAGCAUUCGCAGUCCGCACAAAUGUUGCAUAUGACGGAUCGGUCGACGAUGAUUCGCCAGUACACGGAUACGCAAUUUCUUUCGAUAUUAGAGAUUUUCUUCAUAUUAAGGAAAAAUACGACAACAACUGGUGGAUAGGUCGGCUGGUAAAAGAGGGUUCCGAUGUGGGCUUCAUUCCGUCGCCGGUGAAGCUGGAAAAUCUCCGCCUGCAGCAAACGUCGCAAACAAAUCGGAAACUCUACGCCAGCAAGGCGACCAGCUCCACGUCAAACAUUGGGGCUCCUGGUAACGAUGUUUCCAGAGGUAGCACCCCUCCUACGCCCGGGGAUGAAUCGGAUUCCGUUGGCAAUACACGAUCCGGUAAAUCUCUCACCACACCUCCGGCCAAAGAAAAAAAGAAACCGUUCUUCAAAAAGCAAGAAACCACCGCACCCUAUGAUGUCGUGCCCUCGAUGCGCCCCGUCGUCCUGGUAGGCCCAUCGCUGAAAGGUUAUGAAGUGACGGAUAUGAUGCAGAAAGCACUCUUCGAUUUUCUCAAACAUAGAUUUGAGGGAAAGAUAAUAAUAACCAGAGUAAUGGCGGAUAUUUCGUUAGCGAAACGAUCGUUACUAAAUAAUCCAUCAAAGCGCGCCAUCAUGGAGCGUUCAAACACGCGCUCGACGUGCCUGGCCGAAGUGCAGAACGAAAUCGAGAGGAUAUUCGAACUGGCGCGCACCCUCCAACUCGUCGUCCUUGAUUGUGAUACCAUUAAUCAUCCUUCGCAACUAGCAAAAACCUCAUUGGCACCCACUAUAGUCUAUUUAAAAAUUACUAGCCCUAAGGUGCUGCAACGAUUGAUCAAGUCACGCGGUAAGAGUCAGGCACGCCACCUCAACGUACAGAUGGUGGCGUCUGAGAAGCUCUCGCAAUGUCCGCCGGAAAUGUUCGAUGUAAUUCUGGAUGAGAAUCAGCUUGAAGACGCUUGUGAGCACAUAGCCGAAUAUUUAGAGGCAUAUUGGAGAGCGACGCAUCCGGAAACCGUGGCGACGGUGCCUAGACCAAUAGGAAGCAGUCCCCAAGCCUCACCAAGUGGUGAACCAGGAAGACCAACUUUACCAGCCCACCAUGAAGUUUAUGGGGGAUAUGCGCAUGACUCUAGAGUUCCGACAUUUCACACGGGUCACAAUCGCACUCGGCCUCGACUGGAGCGCGAACGUGAAUACGACGAUUAUGCGGAGCGUGAGUACCGCGAAAUGCAUCUCAGCGAUGAAUAUCGAGAUCGAGAUCGUGGGCCUUCAAAUGAUCGCACAUUGGAGCGACCACCGCGUGACCACCGUGCGACUAGAGAGGAGGAGUACCCGAGCCACCGCGGCUCCUCACGACGCUGCCUCAAUCCCAUCUAGUGGAGGCUUUCUACGGAGCAGCCCAUUGAAGAGGAACUUCACGACGAACUCAGAGAUCCAGUCGACGCCUAUUACAAACCGCAGUUACCGAAGGAGUUCCGCGACGACCGCGAUUCUUCUUCGGGCCGCGGGCGUUACGAAGAGCGCGGUGAGCGAAUGCGCGCUGAAGAGCGGUACGAGCGUGGUGCGCGGUAUGACGACGGUGGCAGGCCUUCACGAUACGAAGACCGCCGCCAAGUCUAUCGCCAGGAAGGGCGUAACUAUCGCAAGGAGCUGUUGGAACGCUUCGCCGACAUGGACUUUGAGGAGCAUGAAUUUUCGAGAGGCCACUCGAACAGAGACUACGAGUAAACGCAGCUUUCGUUCCUUAUGUUUUGUAAUAAUCACCUUCGAACGUUUGCAGUGGCCCACGCUUCAAUGGGAUGUUCCGUACUUGUGAUCCGCAUUAUUGAUGAAAUUAAGAAUUGUACUAAAAUAUAUAUAUAUUAUUAUUCAAGCAUAAAAUUGUAAAUGAAUAUAUCAUAUUUCAAAAAUGACCAGUUUGGUGCCAUAUUUUGAGUAAUAGCUCAAUUUUAAUAUCUAAAUAUAUAAAACUAAUUUAUAUAAUAAUCAAUCAAAAUGGACAUUUGCGGAAUUGCGGUGUUUGAUCAUCAAGGCACACAAAGAGAGUACUCCCCCAAAAAUUUAAUAAUAGGAAAAACAUUAAAGCUUUAAAUGCCAUUUAAAUUUGAAUGAGUUGUUGGCAAAUGCAAUAUGAGAGCUACUGAUUCAAAUGGAGGUAGGAGAAUAUUUCAAGGAUCAUUUCGAAUCGGAAUAAGUCACACCUACCAUUAAAUACAAUAUAAAUCCAUUUGUAUUCAUUAAAUUAUAUUGUAAAAGCUUCAAGUCGAAAAAACUUUUGCGUUGUUGAAUGUGACAUUGGAUAUUUAAUAAACAAUGAAAUCUUUGAAUUAUGUGGGUGCCUAUAAAAAUGACUUACUUUUUUAAUUCUUUUCAAAUGAAUUUCAUAUUCAGGGAUGUGAUUAUUAAAGUUUUCGAUGGUAAUAUGAUAUUGUGUCGACAAAAAUGUUGAAAGCUUAUUUACGAAAACUAAGAUUUAUAAUUUUGAAGUAUAUUGGAAUGAUUAUAAGAAAAAAAUAUUGGACUUUUGUUAUUAUACUGGUUUAUACUAAUUUGCGAAAAGUGAAUUUGAAGCGUAAUGGCUUUGUAAAUUUGUAAAUAAACUUGCGUACUUGUAUAAGAAAAUUGUGCACUUUCCAAACAAUUGAAUCCGAAACAAUUUAUUUGGAGCGCUUGAUAAGAUGAAUCGUUCGAAUUUUGAAAGAGAACAGAAAAUUGCACGCGAUUCUUGACACAAUUAUUUAGAAAUAAGUCAACCGUAUCCGCUUUGAAGCUUCUUUACUAUGUCCAUUCAUUAUGAAAGUCGAGAAGUUCAAACGCACUUUACAAGUUUGUAAAUACCUAACAACAAUGAAUUACGUACUUAAUGGACUUACAAAAUGAAAGACGACAAAACAAUGAUACAAAUAAUAAUUAUUAAUUAAUAAUUAUGCUAAAAACAAACAUACACAUACCAAACUAAACAAAAGCGUUUGAUAUAUUUCAACUUGAUACGUGAUAUUAAAUGAUACCUUGUAAUAUAUUGGUUAAACAUAAACAAAUUUACGAAAUUGUUUUAAGCGAAGUGCGGAAUUCGAUGCCGCAGGAAAUUUUCUAUUAAGUAAAUAAUUGUUUGGAGAUGUUAGGAAUACGAUUGAUAAAAUUAAUUUCGAUUACGAUUUCAAAGUUUCAAAACAAAUUUAACUAAACAAACGGUGAAUAAGCAUAUAGAUUACAUUUUAACAUUAGACGAAUGCACUGAUUAGCAACAUCAAUAAACUUUAGUCUACUAGUGACAUUUAACAACUAAUUCAUGGAGUUAAAAUUGAUCCGCAACAAAAUACUCUCUGAUAAAUACUAAAUUCGAUUCUAUCUGAGAAUAGCUUACAUCAUUACGUUUUUAUCUUAAAAGUUUACUUACAAAUACAAAAGACAAUCAAAUUAAGUUAAUCUAUAUUGACGAAUUAUUACUAAAUUUGUACAAUAAAUUAGCAUCAAAGUUUUAUUGGUUUCUGGAUAGUUUUAAGUUAAGUUACGAGUUCAAUUUAACUAAUAUAAUUGCGAUCAAAUUAGAACAAUUUUCCGAAAACGUACGUACCUAUGCUAAGUUGUUAAAUCUGUAUGGAACUACAAUGUACUGCAAUAUUUGCAAAACUAAUUCAAACGUCGACAAACCGAUACCGAUCUUGUUGAAGUAAUCAAUUAAUGCGAUAUUGUUUUUAAGCUGACACAAUACUAGUUUAUAUUCUGUUACGAUAAAAUGUAACUUUGCGAUGCACCGCAACGUUUCUCAAAUGCAUCAGUGCAUGAAUCUUUGAUGUUUACAAGUCAAAUUUAAUAAUCGCCAUACAAUUGUAUCAUGAAGCUUCGAAAGCUUUGCAAGGAUGCUUCUGCAAUACUGUGCUGCCGUGCAUCGCAGAGAAAAUAAAUAAAUGCCCGCACCAUUCAUGCAGUAGCUGUACCAAUCCGACGAUAGUUUCGUUCGAAUUGAAUUGAAACCGUUUUACUAGAAUCUCUCUAGUCAUUUCGAAACUUACUACAUAUUAGACGAAUACCAACAAGGCAAAAGACAGUAAUGGAAUUCCAGAAUUGCAUUACUUUGUGAGGAUAUAAAGAAAUAAUUCAUUAUACGCUAAUGUUGACACUGAAAGAAUCUAUUUGAACUUUUAAAAUAAAAUAUAAAUAUUAAAUUAUGAAUUAAUUCAUUAUUGAUCAUAAUAUUGUUAUUAUCGACGAUGAUAAUAGUAUUAUAUUAUAAAUACGAACAAAGGUAUAUAAAAAUUAAAAUUUGAUACAUAUGGUGUAAAUAGCUAUUACAAAAUAUAAAAGAUUCUACAAUUAAA